CGGCCCCGCCCGGCCUCCAGAGACAGGAGAGGCGCGCACGGCGGGACCGGCGCAGAGAGGGCGGCUGCGGCUGGUGCGCGGUUGCUAAGCCCCGCGCCCCCGGAGACGUUCCCGGUGGCUGUAGCCGGGCGCUGCGCGGCGCGGGGCUGGCGGGCGGGCGGCGGGAGGGAGAGAAGAGGGAGAAUCGGCGCGGGCUUGUGGCUGCUCAUUGCGCCCCGCCUUCCCGCGCCUGCUCGGCCGUCGAGCCGCGUCCCAGCGCUGCCACCUCUGCUCCAGGCUCUCCCCGAGCCCGCCGCCGCGCCAUGCCCGCCGCUACUCCAGCCCAGCAGCCGCCGCCGCCUCCAGCCCGGCCAGCCCCAGCUUGCCCGGCGCGGCCUGCCCCGGGACAGCAAGGCCUAUGUGACCAUUCUCUAAAAUAUUUAAGCUCGAGAAUCACAGAGCGGAAGCUGCAAGGCUCCUGGCUGCCUGCCAGCCGAGGGAAUCUGGAGAAACCAUUCCUGGGGCCGCGUGGCCCCGUCGUGCCCUUGUUCUGCCCUCGGAAUGGCCUUCACUCAGCACAUCCUGAGAACAGCCCGCUGAAGCCCAGGGUCGUGACCGUGGUGAAGCUGGGUGGGCAGCGCCCCCGAAAGAUCACCCUGCUCCUCAACAGGCGAUCAGUGCAGACGUUCGAGCAGCUCUUAGCUGACAUCUCAGAAGCCUUGGGCUCUCCCAGAUGGAAGAAUGACCGUGUGAGGAAACUGUUUAACCUCAAGGGCAGGGAAAUCAGGAGUGUCUCUGAUUUCUUCAGGGAAGGGGAUGCUUUCAUAGCUAUGGGCAAAGAACCACUGACACUGAAGAGCAUUCAGGUGGCUGUAGAAGAAUUGUACCCCAACAAAGCCCGGGCCCUGACACUGGCCCAGCACAGCCGUGUCCCUUCUCCAAGGCUGAGGAGCAGGCUGUUUAGCAAGGCUCUGAAAGGAGACCACCGCUGUGGGGAGACUGAGACUCCCAAAAGCUGCAGCGAGGUUGCAGGAUGCAAGGCAGCCAUGAGGCACCAGGGGAAGAUCCCCGAGGAGCUUUCACUAGAUGACAGAGCAAGGACCCAGAAGAAGUGGGGGAGGGGGAAACGGGAGCCGGAACCCGGUAGCAAGCUGCCCAGGGAAGCCACUCUAGAAGAGAGGCACGCAAGGGGAGAGAAGCACCUCGGGGUGGAGAUUGAAAAGACCUCGGGUGAAAUUAUCAGAUGUGAGAAGUGCAAGAGAGAGAGGGAGCUUCAGCAGAGCCUGGAGCGCGAGAGGCUUUCUCUGGGGACCAGUGAGCUGGAUAUGGGUAAGGGCCCAAUGUAUGAGGUGGAGAAGCUGGUGAGGACCAGAAGCUGCAGGAGGUCUCCCGAGGCAAAUCCUGCAGGUGGGGAGGAAGGGUGGAAGGGUGACAGCCACAGGAGCAGCCCCAGGAAUCCCACUCAAGAGCUGAGGAGACCCAGCAAGAGCACGGACAAGAAAGAGGACAGAGACCCAGAGGAUCAAGAAAGCCAUGCUCAGGCAGCAGCCAAGGCCAAGAAGGAACUUGCGGAAGUUCUUCCUGUCACAGAGGAAGGGCUGAGGGAGGUGAAGAAAGACACCAGGCCCAUGAGCAGGAGCAAGCAUGGUGGCUGGCUCCUGAGAGAGCACCAGGCAGGCUUUGAGAAGCUCCCCAGGACCCGAGGAGAAGAGAAGGAGGCAGAGAAGGAGAAAAAGCCAUGUAUGUCUGGAGGCAGAAAGACGACUCUCAGAGAUGACCAACCUGCAAAGCUAGAAAAGGAGCCCAAGACGAGGCCAGAAGAGAACAAGCCAGAGCGGCCCAGCGGUCGGAAGGCGCGACCCAUGGGCAUCAUUGCCGCCAAUGUGGAGAAGCAUUAUGAGACUGGCCGGGUCAUUGGGGAUGGGAACUUUGCUGUCGUGAAGGAGUGCAGGCACCGCGAGACCAGGCAGGCCUAUGCGAUGAAGAUCAUUGACAAGUCCAGACUCAAGGGCAAGGAGGACAUGGUGGACAGUGAGAUCUUGAUCAUCCAGAGCCUCUCUCACCCCAACAUCGUGAAACUACAUGAAGUCUACGAAACAGACACGGAAAUCUACCUGAUCCUGGAGUACGUGCAGGGAGGAGACCUUUUUGAUGCCAUCAUAGAAAGUGUGAAGUUCCCGGAGCCCGAUGCGGCCCUCAUGAUCAUGGACUUAUGCAAGGCCCUCGUCCACAUGCAUGACAAGAGCAUUGUCCACCGGGACCUCAAGCCGGAAAACCUUUUGGUUCAACGAAAUGAGGACAAAUCUACUACCUUGAAAUUGGCUGAUUUUGGACUAGCAAAGCAUGUGGUGAGACCUAUAUUUACUGUGUGUGGGACCCCGACUUACGUAGCUCCUGAAAUUCUUUCUGAGAAAGGUUAUGGACUGGAGGUGGACAUGUGGGCUGCCGGUGUGAUCCUGUAUAUCCUGCUGUGUGGCUUUCCGCCAUUCCGCAGCCCUGAGAGGGACCAGGACGAGCUCUUUAACAUCAUCCAGCUGGGCCACUUUGAGUUCCUCCCCCCUUACUGGGACAAUAUCUCUGAUGCUGCCAAAGAUCUGGUGAGCCGGUUGCUGGUGGUAGACCCCAAAAAGCGCUACACAGCUCAUCAGGUUCUUCAGCACCCCUGGAUUGAAACGGCUGGCAAGACCAAUACAGUGAAACAACAGAAGCAGGUGUCCCCCAGCAGCGAGGGUCACUUCCGGAGCCAGCACAAGAGGGUUGCGGAGCAGGUAUCGUAGUCACUGCCUUGGGAAUCUGUUCAGCCCCCAGUUCUGCUGAAGGACAGAGAAAAGGAGGGAAGUUUGAGAGAAAAACAAGGAAAGAAGCUUCUUCACAUAAUUGGCGAAUCAGAGGGAGAGACACUCAGUGUAUUUUAAAGCAUAUUAAAAAAAUUAAGUAAAUGUUAAAUGUCAACAUAUUUUUAGAUUUGUAUAUUUAAAGCCUUUAAUACAUUUUUGGGGGAUAAGCAUUGUCAUCAGUGAGGAAUUUUGGUAAUAAUGAUGUGUUUUGCUUCCUCUUUGUAACCAAGUUUAUUCUGUACUAGAGGAGUGGUGCUUACCAGGGUCUAAACUCCCCCUGUGAAAUUAAUAAGGUGUAUUGUGGUCUUUCCGUGUUAAUAAAAUGUGCUCUGAAUAA
Molecule: messenger RNA, 3153 nt
Organism: Rhinopithecus roxellana (golden snub-nosed monkey)
Lineage: Eukaryota; Metazoa; Chordata; Mammalia; Primates; Cercopithecidae
Gene: DCLK3
Product: doublecortin like kinase 3
Exons: 5
Coding region: 303-2756 (817 amino acids)
Biological process (GO): protein phosphorylation; intracellular signal transduction
Molecular function (GO): protein kinase activity; ATP binding
Source: RefSeq, a predicted model, not a curated record